Molecule: messenger RNA, 5103 nt
Organism: Scomber japonicus (chub mackerel)
Lineage: Eukaryota; Metazoa; Chordata; Actinopteri; Scombriformes; Scombridae
Gene: dpy19l3
Product: dpy-19 like C-mannosyltransferase 3
Exons: 19
Coding region: 88-2301 (737 amino acids)
Cellular component (GO): nuclear inner membrane
Molecular function (GO): mannosyltransferase activity
Source: RefSeq, a predicted model, not a curated record
AGAGAGCGAGGGAGGUAGAGAGGCAGAGAGAGAGAGAGAGAGAGGGACGGACCAUCCUACCAGCCGCUGUAGAGGAGGUGUUCCAACAUGACAGCGUUGCGUCAGAGGAAGGGCAGCAGGGGGAAGGAGCCCCCUCUCGGUGUCUCAGAGUUUCAGUCCCAACAGUCCAACUGUUGCACCGAUCAUCACCCAGAGAAGAUCUUGCACGGUGAUUGGUCAUGGGGGGCAAUAAUCUGGACGUCGGUUGGUUGGUCUGUGGCUGUUGGCCUCGGCCUGCUGUGCUGCAUUUACGUGGCGACGCUGCACGAGAACGAUCUGUGGUUCUCCAACAUCAAGGAGGUGGAGCGGGAGAUCUCCUUUCGCACAGAGUGUGGACUAUACUACUCCUACUACAAACAAAUGCUGCAGGCCCCGUCCAUACAGGAAGGGCUCUCGGAUUUGAUCCACGACAACUUGACAGAAUCCAAGAGGACCAUUAAUCUCCUACAGCGAAUGAAUAUCUACCAAGAGGUCUUUCUCAGUGUUCUGUACAGAUUGUUGCCCAUCCAGUCGUAUCUGGAGCCAGUAUAUUUCUACAUUUACACAGUGUUCUCGCUCCAAGCUGUGUAUGUGAUCGCUUUGUACCUCACAGCAUGGCUCCUGUCGGGUUCCUGGCUCGCUGGUGCGCUUGCCGGGGUCUGGUACAUUCUCAACAGGGUAGACACUACUCGUGUGGAGUUCACCAUCUCCCUCAGAGAGAACUGGUCUUUACCCUUCCUGGCUUUGCAGGUCACCGCUAUCACGUGUUAUCUGCGGCCUCAGCUCACCGCCUUACAGCAGAAGGUGAUGGUGUGGUUAAUGUACGUGACGACCUUCUGCUUCUGUCUGACGUGGCAGUUCAACCAGUUCAUCCUAUUGGUUCAGGCUCUCAUCAUAUACACCCUGGACUGUGCUGAUUUCAUAACCACUACGCAGGUGACCACGCUGUACCUUGUUCAAGUGAGCGGCCUGCUGAGUGUGUGGCUCCUACAGUUCUGCAACUCCAUGGUACUGGGAUCACUGGUUCUGAGCUUCAUCGUAGCUGUGCUGUUCAUCAGGCACUGCCAGUCUGGUCUGAAGACAGGAAGCCUGCCAGUUCGUCUGGGCAAACUGCUUCUCCACAGCGCUAUGGUUCUCCUCCUCACCCUCACCAUCAACUACCUAACCAAGAAAGCGCUCCAGCUCAGAUCAGAUGAACACAUCUUUAAAUUCAUCAAGUCCAAGUUUGCCUUGGGGCCUACGAGAGAUUUCGAUGCCAGUCUGUAUCUGUGUGAAGAAGCCUUUGGCCUGCUGCCCCUUGACACACUGGAGCGGCUGGCCGGCACUCUGCUGCUGUACCCCUACAUCUUCACACUACUGCUGCUCAGCGGCACGCUAGCGGUGGCUGUACUGCAGAAACUGAGCAGGACUAAAGUAGGUUCAGUAGAGGAGAAGAAAGGAGCUGGAGAGGGGCGAGCGGUGGCAUUUCGUCCAGAUGUGGCCUAUAAUGUAUUGCAUUCACUGUUCUUUGGACUUCUGGCUUUCAGCACUAUGAGGAUGAAGUAUAUAUGGACCGGCCAUAUGUGUGUGGUAGCAGCUUAUGGCGUGUGUGGGACGGAGCUGUGGACUCUGCUUCUCAACACCCUCCGCUGCAACAGUAAAGUUCUGUUGAGGCUUGUCAGAUAUGCAGUCCCACUGGCAAUGAUCGCUUGCCUGUAUUACAAGUUCUGGCCUAAACUGAUGGAGGAAUUGUCAGAACUGAGGGAGUUCUACGAUCCAGACACAGUGGAGCUCAUGACCUGGAUUAGCACAAAGACCCCUAAGCGGGCUGUGUUUGCAGGAAGCAUGCAGCUGCUGGCUGGCAUCAAGCUGUGCACAGGCAGAGUUCUCACCAACCACCCCCAUUAUGAAGAUAAAGACCUGCGGGAGAGGACCAGACAGGUGUAUCAGGUGUAUGCCCGCCGCUCCCCAGAGGAAGUCUAUGACAUCCUGAGAGCUGCGGGGGCCGACUACGUGGUUCUGGAAAACAGCAUCUGUUACGAGCGGAGGCACAGGCGAGGCUGCAGACUGCGGGACCUGCUCGACCUGGCCAACGGACACAUCAUGGACGGAUCAGGAGAGAACGAGCCAGACCUCGUCCCCGCCUCCCACCCACGCUUCUGCGAAGCCAUCAAGACGGAGGCAGCGGCCUACACCGCCCUGUUCAACUUAACGUUCCAGAAUAAAACCUUCCACGUUUACCGGGUCAAGAAGAAACGCAAGAAAAGUGCCAAGAGCUCAUCUGAGCCCAGCGCCACUCCGUAGCAGGAGCAGGGCGGCGACAGAAACCCCCGCCAGAGGGGAGAGGGGAGAGAGAUGGAGGAGAAGAAGAAGAGAUAAAAGCACUGAAUCCUCGCUGUUCCUCUGUCUCCUCUCUGCGCUGUGCCCAGCUGUGAUCAUGCCCAUUAUUUUUUCAACACAUGGUUGUGUGAACUGUGGUGGUGAGCAGUGGGCCUGUUCAAGCUUGGGGGGGCUGCAUUGUUUUAGUUUGUGGAGUGUGGAAGCACCUAUAGGAGUCCUGCUUUGGGGUGUUGUGUCUCCAGCCAGCCUCCUCCCAGCCCACAGCGGUGCAGAGGAACACACACAGAAACAUUUGAACUCUAAGCAGGGCCCAAAUACCACGAGCCACCACUAAUAAUUUAGUUUUAUUUGAUGUAGUGUGUGUCAUUUCUGCACAGCAGCAUGAAAUGAAGUAAAAAGUAGCAGUCAUCGCUACAUAGAAACACCUAGAAAUCUAGUUCAAUAGCAUCUAUCAAAGCAAGAAAAACCAGAACUUCAUAUUUAAAAACUACAACAUUCAAAUACUAUAUUACAUUGUAAUAAAAAAGCAGCUUUUCUAGAUAUAUAUUACACACUACACGUUUUGUACGUUAUUCAUCGCCACUGAAAAUAGGAAAAUAAAAGAUUAUAAAAGAUUUGUUCAGUUUAACAAAUCUGAGGAUUUUAGUCCAUUUGGAACCGGAUCUAAAAUAGAGCUGGGCCUCAUUUCCAAUAACAAUCAAUCCUAGAAGCUGAGAGUGUUUCUACAAAUACUCCGUUUCAUGAACGUGUGCAUCACUCUGUCAUCAUUUCUGUGUUAGAUUUUCUGAAAAACUGUGAGAAGAAACAUCAUAAACACUAUAAAUAAAAAGAAGAGCGGAUAUAUACAGGAUAUACACCUCUGGGGGAGUGAUAGUUCAGCCUGAAGACAUGAAUACAUAAGCAUGAGAGGAUGGUGAAGAUCAGUGUACACAUGUUCAGUGUUCUUGAUAAAAUAUAAUAAAUAAUGAGCCAAAACAAUAAAAGUUACAAUGCUUUUGGGAAACGCUUCUUCAGCUUACAAAUGUUUGUGAGAUGGAUUUUUAUGAUCUUUUGGGAAAUGAGGCCUGGCUCUUAAAACAGAAAACUCUAAUUCAGUUUUUCAGCUCAUGAACUUAAUACUUUUUUUGGAAAGUGCAAGUUGCCACGGUAACGCUGACUUAUUUCACUCAUAAAGUUCACAUAGGGUACAAGUUAGAUGAAAACGUGCACUGCCAACUUUCUUAAAGUGCUGCUAUAUUUUAACAGAGUCGAUUACAUAUGAAGCUUUUUUUCUAAUUUAAAAAGAAGUUAAAAAGUUUUGACUUUCUUUUAUGUAAAUGACACAGAUCUGAUUGGCUGAGAUCUUUUAUUAUUCCAAAUGUCAAACCAUUCCUUACCAUCUCUCCUCAAGUUCCACUUAUCAGCUUUUUCCCCCUGCAGCUUUCAAUCAUAUCAUGCGGUCUUCACUAAUGGGUGGAGCUUACUCAGUUGUCAUGUGAACACAGUAGACAGCACUUUUAGGACUUCUUAUGUCGGCUUAAAAACUGAGUGUUAAAAUGAAUUCUCGGAAAUAGUAGUUGUUUACAAUGACACCAACUCAAAGGUCCCCUUACUCGCUUUUUCCAGAGUUUUCAGCUGUAUCACACACUCUUCUAAAAGUGCCAUGGACCAACAGAUUACUGCUGAAGACUUUUCUAUAUGGUCUGAAAAAGCAAGUAAGUGGACCUUAAGUCAGGAUUGUGUGAACUUUGAUGCUAAUUCCUCACUUUUUAAAUAAGGACAUUAUGUGACUAAUGUGCUAACGUGUCAAAAACUUGUUAGUGUGCUGAGAGAGCUUGAGGUAUAUUAGUAUAUAGAUAUAGGUAUAUUAGAUUUUAUGGAGACAGUUUGGAGAGAAGUAUUAGUUUAACCUGUUGUGUGGGAGGGAAAAAAAAAACACAUUAAAUAAGUUUGACCGGCCUGGAGCUCAGAUCAGUUGACACCUUUUUUUUUUUUUUUUAGCUUGGCAAUGAUAGAUGUUAUCAAUUACUGGCCUGAAAAGAGAAUCGAAAUAAUGUUAUUAGUUUCGAUUCCCCACCCGGGUGGAAGCGAAGCAGGUUCCACUUCUGCUUAAAUGUGUUGUUGCUGUAAAACUGAGGUCAGAGCUGCUACCAAGUGAUGUUUGUGACAGUGUUGUUGUUGUUGUGAAUGCUGUCAUGUUUUUCUUUCUGUUGGCUCUGUGAUUCUCAUCAGCAGCAGUCUCAACCUUUUCACUCUCUCCUCACACACACACACACACACACACACACACACACACACACACAUGAAUAAUGUAAGUGGCUAGGAAAUUGCAGCAAGCUGACAACGACGCUGAUUCCCCGCCGCAAUCCAAAAUAGUUUGUGGGAGAGAGAGAGAGAGAGGGAGAGAGAGAGAGAGAGAGGGAGAGAGAGAGCCAACACUUGCAUAUCAAACCAAGGCUUUAUGGUUAGAAAAGAAAAUGGGGAGGAGGAGUGGGGAAAGACAGAAGAGGCUCAUGUUUAAACAGAAGCAGAGAUGAGAGAACAUCAGAACACAGAUUCACAACGAUCUGUACCCUCCUUUCCUCAUUUUUUUUCUCCUUUUUUUUUCUUCUUCCUAACCAAAGGGGAAGCAGAGGAGAGGAGGUGAUUGAAAGGCUGGAGCUGUGUCAUUAAUUAUGGGUUGGCCAGUCAGAGCCAAUCAGAGCUGCCUGCUACAAUGAGCAAAUGUGGGGUACGACACACACACUCUCAAACACUUUUAAACCCCCUACACACACACACACACAC